AUGCUCUACCUUUGCCGAGCUAUCGCUGGUAUUGGCGGCGGCGGCGUACUGAAUCUUUCGAACAUCAUUAUAUCGGAUAUUGUCACUCUUGAGCAGAGAGGAAAGAUCCAAGGCGUUGUCGGCGCUACCGUUGGACUGGGUAAUAUUAUUGGUCCAUUUAUAGCUGCCGGUGUCAUAGGACAGACGUCAUGGAGAGCCUUCUUUUGGAUUCUAUCACCAUUGUCAUUUUGUACAGCGGUACUUUCUUACUUCUUUCUUCCUUCUAAGCCCGCUACUGUUGGGUUCUGGGAAGGAAUACGAAAAAUUGAUUGGAUGGGCACAUUCGUCUCGGGCAUAUCUAUCGUUCUUCUCCUCAUUCCCAUCUCCGGAGGAGGAUCCUACUUCUCUUGGGACUCGCCUCUCUCCAUAAGUAUGCUCAGUACUGGUGGUGCUUUAUUUAUUGCAUUUAUCGUGUGGGAAUGGAAGAUGGCAAAACUUCCCAUGAUGCCAGUCAACAUCUAUAAGAACAUAACGUUGUCCAUCAUGCUGGCCCAGAAUUUCUUGUUCGGUGCUGUUUAUCAGUCGUAUCUAUAUUACGUUCCUCUCUAUCUUCAGAAUCCUCGUCAGUACAGUGCCAUGGAGUCCGCGGCAAUCUACACUCCUUUAGUGGCUGCGCAGGCGAUUUUUUCGAUUGCUUCAGGACAGUAUAUCAGUUUUCGUCUGAGAUAUGGAGAGGUUAUUUAUACUGGCUUUGCACUUUGGACGCUUGGCGCGGGUCUAGCUCUGAUCCUCAAUCGACACACUAGCGCUGCAGUCAUCGCCGUCAUUUUAGCCGUUGUUGGUGCAGGAGUAGGGUGUAUUUUCCAGCCAACCCUUAUCGCUCUCCAGGCACAUUCACCAAAGAGUCGCCGAGCUGUCAUUAUCUCGAAUCGAAACUUCUAUCGUUGUAUGGGCGGUGCUUGUGGCCUCGCUAUCUCGGCUGCAGUCCUCCAAGCUCGUUUGAGCGCAGCCUUACCAGUUGCGCACAAAGAUCUUGCCAGCUCAACGUACGUAUUACCGGAUGACAUGCGUGGGAAGGCCGGUGUACUGGAAGCCUACAUGUCAGCGAGUCAUAGUGUUUUUAUUCUCCAAAUACCCCUCAUAGGUGCAUGCUUGCUUAGUACAAUUUUUAUUCGGGAUCGUGGUUUGGAUCCAGUCAAGGAGACUUAG
Messenger RNA from Fusarium poae, 1188 nucleotides. RefSeq lists its product as uncharacterized. The record is from RefSeq and is a predicted model, not a curated record. The transcript has 4 exons. The coding region runs from base 1 to 1188 and encodes 395 amino acids. Lineage: Eukaryota; Fungi; Ascomycota; Sordariomycetes; Hypocreales; Nectriaceae. Gene Ontology annotation, molecular function: transmembrane transporter activity. Gene Ontology annotation, biological process: transmembrane transport.